AGGUCAUCUAUCCAUCUAUGCAGAAGAGAAGAGAGAGAGAAUAGUGCGAGCUGGAACUUUGGAAAAGUUGGAGAGAUCCGGGUGGAACACUUUAGCUGCAUCCACUUUUCAACGUCAAUGAGAAAGAAAUUAGUGAUACUGACAGGCAUUUAGUAGCAUUUCAAUAGUGCAUUAUUUGCAUAUUCACCGAAGGCAUCUGAGAACACUCGGGUCUGCACAGCAGACCAAACCUCAGCAUCACCAUGAGAUUCUUCCAUCCGCUGUAUCUGUAUCUGUUGCUGCUGACAGUGCUGCUCAUCAUCAGCGCGGAGAAACAAGAUUUUCUGAAGCUAAGGCGGAAAUAUCGCAGACAUAACUGCCUAAAAAAGCGUUGUCUGCCUCUUCACUCCAUGGUACCGUUCCCUUGAGGUUUUACAGUUGACUGGAGAGAACCCUCUAUACAGGAAUGUUGAACAAUUCAUAUGAUGUGAUGGACAUCAAGAGCCAAACAAUAAGAUUACCAAAGGCCAGCAUUGUACAAACGUUGGAUGGUAAUCAGAAAAAGAGCUUCAACUCAGAAUACUCACCAAAGACUUUUGUAUCCGCCUAUAUACUGUAAUCAACUAAGCUAUGCCAGUCGCUUUUGUAGAGCGAGUGUAUGUUGUGAUUUUAUGAAUGUGUGUUAGAGAAAAAGCCAUAGGGACAUCCACUCCAACCAAAGAUGGGAGAUUGGUUUACCAAAAUCACUGUAAAUAGUUAAGACUGAAUGAAAUGUGUUUAUAUGUAAGUUAUGCACUUCAAAUGUUUUAUUGUUUCCAGCCUAAAU
Xyrauchen texanus (razorback sucker) is the source of this 805-nucleotide messenger RNA. It is a transcript of the gene apela, whose product is annotated as apelin receptor early endogenous ligand. The record is from RefSeq and is a predicted model, not a curated record. NCBI's taxonomy places the organism in Eukaryota, Metazoa, Chordata, Actinopteri, Cypriniformes, Catostomidae. Gene Ontology annotation, biological process: apelin receptor signaling pathway; heart development. The transcript is spliced from 3 exons. Gene Ontology annotation, molecular function: apelin receptor binding. The coding region runs from base 243 to 407 and encodes 54 amino acids.